AUGCCAAACACUUCAACAACCAAGCAAGAUAGAAAAGUCAAGAAGGCAAGAACCCUGGAUACAAACAAAGCCUCUAACGAUGGAGCAGAGAACAAAGAAAACAUAGAUUUUGCUAAAGUUUCUCAAAAUACCACUCAGAACGCAGACAACAAUAACUCUAAAGACUUGAAUAUUAAACAAGUAGUUACAGAUACAAGAACAGAAAGUGAGACUACAAAAGAAACAACAGUGGCAAGAGAAAAAAACACUUCACUUGCCCCUCAAGAUAAUACGCGUCAAAAUCUAGCAAAACAAACAGAACACGUGGCUGACAACAAUCACGUGUCAGAUCAACAAGCAGAACCAGAGGGCCACGUAACAGAUAAUGGUCACGAGAUGGAUCUGGCUGAUGACCAAUCUAAUCCAGCAAAUCCAUAUGUGACGAACGAAGAACACAACAUGAAUAUAGAGAAGCUUGAAAAAAUCUCAGCCUCAACCACCACAAAGAUGGAUGAAGAAGUCGAACCAGAGUUAGCAUGGGCAGAAAUGGCAGAAGCAGAAAACCAAUUCGCUCAAAGCCAAACUAUCCAAAUUGAAUCUCCAGAUAUGGAAACAAGUCCAACUCAAAAUA
Dentiscutata heterogama is the source of this 610-nucleotide messenger RNA. The record is from the annotation of a GenBank genome assembly. Lineage: Eukaryota; Fungi; Glomeromycota; Glomeromycetes; Diversisporales; Gigasporaceae.